This is a messenger RNA of Lucilia cuprina (Australian sheep blowfly), 2986 nucleotides long. It is a transcript of the gene Ptpmeg2, whose product is annotated as tyrosine-protein phosphatase non-receptor type 9. Gene Ontology annotation, biological process: protein dephosphorylation. Gene Ontology annotation, molecular function: protein tyrosine phosphatase activity. The transcript is spliced from 8 exons. Lineage: Eukaryota; Metazoa; Arthropoda; Insecta; Diptera; Calliphoridae. The record is from RefSeq and is a predicted model, not a curated record. The coding region runs from base 213 to 2522 and encodes 769 amino acids.
GUAAAGCAACGAACAAUUUUAUUGCUUUUCAUUCAUAUAACAAAAGAAGUGAAUUUUCGUUAAAACAAAAACUAAUAAAAAAGUUUUAUAAAAUCAUAAAAACAAUUUAAAGAAUUUCCUUAACAAUUUAAAGAAAAUAUUAAGAAAUUAAACUUAAAGUUAAAAAACAAAAUUUCAAACAUUUUAAAUUAAAAAAAGAAAACAGCCAAAAAAUGGUUCAAGUAUUAUUGUGCAAUUCCAGCAUAGAGCAAUAUAAACAGGCUGUUAAACAAUUUAUUGAUCUCUGCAACAAUAUCGGUUCAACCUGUACCCCCAAGAGAAAUAUAUCACAGACUACCGCCGUUAAGUUCCUUUAUGCACGUAAAUUUGAUGUACCACGUGCUGUUUCCCUAUAUGAACAACAUGAACAAAUACGCCUUAAAGAGGGUCUUUAUAAUAUAGAUCCAGAUAUAGAACCAUUAAGAUCAGAACUACAGACAGGCAAAUUUACAAUAUUGUCUGCCCGUGAUUCUAGUGGUGCUGCUAUAGCUCUAUUCACCGCCAACAAACAUAGUCCCUUAAGUGUCACACAUACUACCACUCUGCAGGGUAUAGUCUAUCAAUUGGAUUGCGCUUUACAGGAUACAGAAACACAAAAAGCUGGUUUAGUUUUUAUAUACGAUAUGAGCGGUUCAAAAUAUUCAAAUUUUGAUUAUGAUUUAUCACAGAAAAUCUUAACGUUAUUAAAGGGUGGCUAUCCAGCGCGUUUAAAAAAGGUACUCAUUGUUACGGCGCCGUUGUGGUUUAAAGCUCCAUUCAAAAUUCUACGUUUAUUUGUGAGAGAAAAGUUACGCGAACGCGUUUUUACCGUCUCAGUGCCAACACUGAGUUUACACGUGCCUCGCAAAGCAUUGCCCAUACAUCUCGGUGGUACACUGGAAAUUGAACACAACACAUGGUUGCUGCAUUGCCGCAAAUCGAUGACGAAUCGUGAAGACGAAUUGCUCGCCAAUAUUGGUGGUUUGUCAGCAGCAGCAGCAACAACAACAGCGAUUACAAAUCAAAAUAAUUUAAUUGUCUCACCCACAGCGAACAAUCAACAACAACAACACAUCACACCAUCAUCCGCCGGAGUAGUGACAAACGGUGAUUGUCAACGCUUUCUGGCGGAGCCAAACGAAAAUAUCCAAACAUUAGUCGCCACAUCACCAACAUCACCCCUAACAAACGGUCAUCAUACAUUAGUGCCAAUUGCCAAUACAUUAAAUAAUAUUGUUGCUUCCAACAACACAACCACCACCACCAACAACAUCACCACAAUUAUCAGCAACACAUCGCCCAUACACAAUAAUAAAUUGAUUAAUUUAACAAACGGCGUUACAACGCCAAACGGUGAUAUAGUCACAACACCACAGGUGAACGGUAGUGGUAGUACGGCGACAUCAAUAACAACAACUACAGGCGGUGUUGGCAGUGGUGGUGUUGGUGGCGGAGGUAGUGUUUGUCAAACGGGUCUCGGUGAUUUUUGGACAGAGAACCCACCAAGUAGUGCCUCGUCCGGUUUUAGUGAUGACGACAGUCUGGCUGGCCAAGAGGGUGAUCCGAAAACAAUUGAACAAAUUGUUCAAAUGGUAAAAACACUGGGACGUCAGGGAUUGGUUAAGGAAUAUGCUGAGAUACGUAGUCGAGCUCCCGAUGGCACGUUCUUACAUGCCAGAAUGCGCAAUAAUUUGACCAAAAACCGUUACACAGAUGUUCUUUGUUACGAUCACAGUCGAGUAGUGCUGUCACGCGUCGAUGGUGAUGAAUUAUCCGAUUAUAUAAAUGCCAAUUUUGUAGAUGGUUACAAACAGAAAAAUGCAUACAUUUCAACACAAGGCCCAUUACCAAAGACAUCCCAAGAUUUUUGGCGUAUGAUCUGGGAACAACAUUGUUUAGUUAUAGUUAUGACAACACGCGUUAUGGAACGUGGACGCGUAAAGUGCGGUCAAUAUUGGGAACCACAAGAAAAUAGUUCCUUAGACUUUGGUAACUUUCACGUGCGUACACUUAGUAUAGAAACUAAUGAAGAUUAUACAGUAGCCUCAUUAGAAUUGAGAAAUACAAAGACUGAUGAAGUAAGAAAUGUGUCACAUUGGCAAUUUACCAGUUGGCCGGAUUAUGGUGUACCCAGUUCAGCCAUGGCCAUGAUAACCUUCCUGCAAAAGGUACGCGAGAAACAAUUACAAAUGGUACAAGCAUUAGGUGAUACAUGGGCCGGUCAUCCAAGAGGGCCACCAAUUGUGGUGCAUUGUAGUGCGGGUAUUGGAAGAACAGGCACAUUUAUUACUUUGGACAUUUGCAUAUCUCGCCUGGAAGAUGUUGGUACAGCCGAUAUACGUGGCACCGUUGAAAGAAUACGUUCACAACGUGCAUACUCAAUUCAAAUGCCCGACCAAUAUGUAUUCUGCCAUUUGGCCUUGAUUGAAUAUGCGAUAUCUCGGGGUAUGUUAAAAGCGGUCGAUCUAACGGGUUUCGAUGACCGAGAAGAUGAAUCCGAUUAAGUUCUAAAAUACUAUACAACAGUAACAGCAACAACAACAACAAGUCAGUCAGUUCUACUAUCUAAAUAUAUGAAAAAUAAAAAAGAAAAAACAACAAUUAUUAAAAUAAAACAAAAACAAAAAGAAGCCAACACUACCAACACCACCAAUUCUUUAUAAAUAUUGACAAUUUCUUAAAAUAAACUUUUAAUUUUAAAUAAGAAAUAGCUUAACAAAACAAAAAGAAGAUAAAUAUAUUAUUUUUGUUGUUUAUUUAUAAAUUUUAAUUGUAAUUAAAAGAAAAAAACAGAAAAUUCAUUACUAAAGCCGUUGGAUAUUUCAAUAACGUUUUUAAAAAGCCAACAAAUCCUUUUUUUAAUUAUUUAUUAAACAAUCAUAGAAAAACUAACAGCAUCAACCGUUUUUUUAUAUAUAGAAAAUAGAACAGAAUAAAUUUGUAAUUGUGAACUUAAUUAAAAGAAAAA